This is a messenger RNA of Colletotrichum abscissum, 1050 nucleotides long. RefSeq lists its product as uncharacterized. The record is from RefSeq and is a predicted model, not a curated record. The transcript has 3 exons. Bases 1 to 1050 code for a protein of 349 amino acids. Lineage: Eukaryota; Fungi; Ascomycota; Sordariomycetes; Glomerellales; Glomerellaceae.
AUGCAUUUCCUACAUUCCUCGACACUUUUGCUCCUUCUCGCAGCUGCGACAGCUCGCGCUGCCGAUACCGCGACGUCUUCAACGACAACAAGUGCACCGGCAUGUACGGCGGCAUCCAAGAGCGGCAGCGGGGCUUUCUAUGACUUGCGGCCGGAUAUCGCCGUCAAGCCGGAGGAGGGCAAGUCAUCAAAGUCAGGCGUCACGACCGAUUAUCACGCCAGAGGAUGGGACUAUGGCCGCAACUUCACUUUGAACAUUUGCGCGCCAGUCAUUGAGGCACUUGACGACGUUGAAGGCCUGACAAAGACCGAAUCGAAGAACGUGAGCGCGUUCUACGAAUACAAGAAUGAGGUGUACUCCAUUGGGUCAUCAUCCAUGGACAUUCAGACCCGCGGGCGCAUACUCGUCCUGCAGUACAAGAACGGUUCCCCAUGUGGCAAGACCAAAUCGAAACGAUCCAAAGCCCAUGAUGGGGCGUCAUACAACAAGUACGCCGACGAGGAGGAAUCCACGGCUUUGAGCGCCUUUGGCAACACCCAAAACAAGGUCACCGCCGACAAGGACGACUCAGACUCGACCACGCGCCGCAAGUCUGCCACCAUCUCCUUCCAUUGCGAUACCGAGCAGGUCGGUGGAGCUGCGCAUAUCUCCUUUGUCGGCUCAGACCCCGAUGACUGCGCGUACUUCUUCGAGGCCCGUUCCCAGCAUGCGUGCCCCAGAGCCGAACCUCACCAGCCCGGUAGCGUUGGUCCCGGCAGUGUGUUUGCCAUCAUAUUUGUCAUUGCCGUACUCGUCUACUUUGGAGGUGGCGUGUUCUACCAAAGGACUGUCGCGCAUGCGCGCGGUUGGCGACAGCUUCCCAACUACAGCCUCUGGGCUGGCAUUUGGGGCUUUGUCAGUGACAUGUUCAUUAUCGCGACCUCUUCUUGUGCACAGCUACUUCCCGGGAGACGAGGAUACAGCCAUCUGUCUGGGUCACCGAGCAGAGGCCGCAAUCGUGAAGAUGAGAACCGACUGAUAGACCAGCUGGAUGAGGAGUGGGACGAUUGA